Messenger RNA from Seminavis robusta, 534 nucleotides. The record is from the annotation of a GenBank genome assembly. Lineage: Eukaryota; Bacillariophyta; Bacillariophyceae; Naviculales; Naviculaceae.
AUGUACUCUGGGGAUUUCGACAAAACCUUCAGCACCUGCAACCACUUACGAGUCAAGCAAGCCAAACCAAACGAGACAGCCUGGAAAGCAUGGAGACAGGCACUGGGUUACUUCUGUUACACGUUGUCCAGGAAGAAGAAAUAUCUCAAAACCGAACACCACCUUACCACCUGGCUACUCCCCGCAACGCAACUCCGACGACGAUGGCCUGCCUUGUACGACCCUGGAUCCGACACGGAAAUCUCCGAUCACAUGUAUUGUCACACUCCCGAGGGAUGGACCAUGCAUCAGAGCAUCCGAUACGAUUUUGACCAGACACCUUCUGGCAUUGUCAACACUCCACCUGAAACUGCGGCCCCGUGUGAUUACAAAGUGAGACCCUAUACACUUCAAAUGAUGGGGUAUGAGAAUGUCAUACAGCAACAGCAGCCAGAAACACACACAUCAAUCAACACACUCAUUCCUACUUUGGACGCCUGGGAACAGCAUCUACUCCGGGACUUACACUUUCUGGUUCCCGAAACUGAGGUUUGA